Molecule: messenger RNA, 567 nt
Organism: Aureobasidium namibiae CBS 147.97
Lineage: Eukaryota; Fungi; Ascomycota; Dothideomycetes; Dothideales; Saccotheciaceae
Product: DUF1715-domain-containing protein
Exons: 1
Coding region: 1-567 (188 amino acids)
Source: RefSeq, a predicted model, not a curated record
AUGGCAAACCCUCAACCCGAUGACUUUGACUCCCUCUUCAAUCUCGAAGAAGAAUACUACACCGAAGGCUACAAUCUCGGCGUAGCAGACGGUUCCCGCGCCGGCCGCAUCGAGGGCCGCCUUUUCGGUCUCGAGAAAGGCUUCGAGAAGUUCGCAACCAUGGGAGCCCUAGCUGGUAGAAAUGCCAUCUGGGAAGCAAGGAUUCCGGAUCAAAACUCUGCUACUGCUGAGAACGAAAGCAAAUUCAGACUCCCCAAAUUGUCUGGAGGUGCUAGAUUACAAAAGCAUUUGCAGACUCUGUUUGCUCUGACAGAAGCCGAGAGUUUGUCUACUGAGAAUAAUGAAGACUCGGUCUCCGAUUUUGAUGACCGCCUCAAGCGUGCGGAGGGCAAAGUCAAGGUCAUUGAGAAAUUGGUUUCUGAGGGUCCCCUAGUGCUUGAAACUUCUCAGCCCGCUGCUCCUGGCAGUGCCAACACACAAGAAAGACGUCAAAUCAAGAUCAAGAGAGCAGAUGCUGGUGGUGAGAGUAGCAUGGAAGAUUUCAAUAUUCGCCAUGCUCGCUCUUGA